AUGAGCGACAAGAAGAAUGACGACUAUCCCCCGCGAUCGCCCGUCGGCGGGUCCCCCUUGAACGGGAAUGGGGAUGCGGGCAGAUUCUCCCCGAAGCAGCAGCACCAGGCCGGCGCCUCCCUGAAGGCCUCCUGGGCCUCCAUCGAGGACAACGGCACGGUUGCCGUCCUCGCCUACUGCUUCGCCUCGACCAGCAUGACGCUAGUCAACAAGUUUGUCGUGUCUGGAAACUCCUGGAAUCUCCACCUGCUGUACCUAGCCAUCCAGCACAUCAUCGUCACAGUCGCUGUCGUGUUAAUGCAGCAGCUGGGCAUCAUCAGCGGUGUUGACCUGUACAACACCUCCAAGGCCAAGAAAUGGUUUCCUAUCGCUAUAAUGCUAGUCACCAUGAUCUUUACGGGAAACAAGGCUCUUCAAUUUCUCUCUGUGCCCGUCUACACCAUCUUCAAGAACCUCGCGGUUGUUGUCAUUGCCUACGGAGAGGUCAUUUGGUUCGACGGCAGCGUCAGCCCCCUCAGCCUGGUUUCCUUCAUUCUCAUGGUCCUCAGCUCCGUCCUCGCUGCUUGGUCCGACUUCAGUGACGCCAAGAACUCUGCCGCCGGCUCCCGUCUGUCUACCUUGAAUGCUGGAUACUUCUGGAUGCUGAUCAAUGUCUUGGCUGCCUCCACUUACGCUCUUGGCAUGCGCGGAGGCAUGAAGAAGAUCAACCUCAAGAACUGGGAUGUCAUUUACUACAACAACGUUCUCACCAUUCCUCUCCUCUUGGGCGGCUCCCUUUUCCUGGAGGACUGGUCCUCCGCCAACCUGGAGCGCAACUUCCCCCCCGCAGCUCGCCAGGGUUUGAUCAUUGGCAUGAUCUACUCCGGUCUUGGCGCCCUCCUCAUCUCCUACUGCACAGCCUGGUGCAUCCGGGCAACAUCCUCCACCACCUACGCCAUGUCCGGCGCCCUCAACAAGCUCCCCAUGGCCAUCGCUGGCCUCGUCUUCUUCAAGGAGCCUGUGACGUUUGGUGGUGUCGUCGCUAUCCUCAUGGGCUUCGUCAGCGGCGUUCUCUACUCCGUGGCGAAGACUAGCAAGCCAAAGGAGAAGACGUCCGAUCUCCCCCUCACGAAUCUGCAGUCCAAUGGCCAGCACCCCAAGUAA
Molecule: messenger RNA, 1143 nt
Organism: Clonostachys solani
Lineage: Eukaryota; Fungi; Ascomycota; Sordariomycetes; Hypocreales; Bionectriaceae
Source: the annotation of a GenBank genome assembly